AUGGACUCUGAUGAUCGAACUGAUAUUUCACGACAGUAUGGUGCAAUGGAACAAACCUUGACCGCGCCAUUGAAUAAUACGAUUGAUUUUCUUGGACCCGGAAAUGACUUUGGUCAAACAACAGUUAAUUACGAAGAAAUAUUAGAUGAAACUUCUCGAGACUUGCUCAGUUUUGGUUUUAAAAAAAUCGCUAAGAAAAAUGAUUAUAUUCGUAUAGAAACAAUCGGUGAAGCAUUUCGUCAUUCUGGCCAAAAUCCAACAGAAGAUACGAUUAAAGAUAUGAUUGAAAAAGCGAAAUUACUUAAACAAACUCAUCAACAAAAUGAAGAUCCAGACGAAAAAGCGGAUGAUCGUUUAUCAUUUGCUGAUUUUUUGACAGUUGUUCAUGAAUAUUAUAUUCCAACUAAUGAUGAUAAACAACAAUUACAAGAGGCAUUUGAUAUUCUCGAUCCUGAACAAAAAUCAAAAUUAAUGGUUGAUAAUUUUGUAUAUUUACUUAAAAAUUGUGAUUGGCCAGAGGAUGAUAUCGAACUCCUUUUAUCACAACUAAGUCAUGCUGAUGGUUAUUUUGUUAUUGAUGAUUUACAAAAGAUACUUAUAACACCCGUUGAAUUACCGAAGAAAAAAGCCGGCAAAGGAGGCAAAGCAAAAAAAAAAGGAAAAUGA
This is a messenger RNA of Adineta steineri, 666 nucleotides long. The record is from the annotation of a GenBank genome assembly. NCBI's taxonomy places the organism in Eukaryota, Metazoa, Rotifera, Eurotatoria, Adinetida, Adinetidae.